This is a messenger RNA of Sphaeroforma arctica JP610, 1404 nucleotides long. RefSeq lists its product as hypothetical. NCBI's taxonomy places the organism in Eukaryota, Ichthyosporea, Ichthyophonida. Bases 307 to 1080 code for a protein of 257 amino acids. The transcript has a single exon. The record is from RefSeq and is a predicted model, not a curated record.
GUGUAGCCAACUGCCAACUUCAAGUGUCAACUGCCAAGAGAGAAUACCAACGCGGGCGGCGGGAGUGGAUUAGUGGAAGGGGGGGAGGGCGGCUUCGGUUUUGUACAUAUCAAGUAUCAACUUCCCUCAACAGAAUGUAUAUGUGAUAAAAAUCUCCUGAACACACUCGGUUCUCUGACCGGUAUCGUUGCAAAAAUAUAUAUAUAUAUAUAUUAAAUAUAUAUACAUAUAUUCAUAUACACCUACAUUUCACAAUUUACACCGACUAUACCUGAUACCUUUUAAAAAUAUCAUCCUACAGACAUUAUGUGCACGAAGACUGAUACUGAAGUCCGAAGUGAAACAACCAUUCUUAGACGUUUAAGUAAAAUUCAGGUUGUAUCUGACGUAUAUGAGAUCGCCGCAAACUUUUGCCAACAUGCCAAAGAGCAAAAUCAUUACUUUGCCGUAGCCGCCGAAAAUACCGAGAAAGUAUACUGUAAAGUAUGUGGCAUAGCAUCACCCUAUCUCAGCAAUGAGCACAUAGCUAAUGUAGACCAGAUCCUGGUGUCCAAUUUUGACCAGAUCGUGGAGAAGUAUCCUCAGAUCACCACCACACCACUUGCAGACAUCGUAUCCACGGUACAGGUUGCCAUAGCAAACACGAAGCAAAUGGUGAGCGAACGAAUCAUGGGACCAACAGUAAACUCUAUCGAGGCUAUGCCUACCACGGCUGAAGGUGUUGAAGAGGCUGUCAAUCAGGCUUCUGCCAACACAGCUGAGGUAGAAAAUACAGCUGCCGAGACUACCACAGAGAGUGUUAUUGAGCCCAAGUCAGAAACGAACGAGGGGGAUACAGAGAAGGCUAUCACAGUGGAGGCUGAUGAACUCAAGUCGGAAACUAUCGAAGAUGACUCGGAGAUUGCCACUGAGGAAGAGGUCAAAACUGUGCCCAUGAAGGAUGACAGUUCGUCGACGCCAUCGCCUACUCUCACGCCCGAGAAGCGCUCCCGAAGCAAUUCAUCAGUCAGUCGCCACUCCCUUAAACAGAGAGCCAACUCGUUGAUUCUUAACAUACCCCGCCACGGAGUUGCUAUCUAAGUUUAUUAAUAGAUUUUAACAUUCAGAUUUACUAAUUUUAUUUGUAAGCGGAAUGGACGAUACACGGAUACGAGAUGUGCAGGGGCCACGAGAGUGGGAUUAAUUGCCCAACGGGCAGAGAUAGCAGAAUACAAGCGUUUGGUGUAUGCAGUACAAGCGAUCGGACAGGGAGUCUACAGCACACAUUGACGCCUAGUUAUAUGUAAGUCGUAUGCGUAUAUAUGAGCCAGCUGUGUCUACGGGCGCCAAGAUAGUUUAUCGUGCGAAGGGGUCGUACUUUUAGUAAAUCAAUAUAAUAAAAUAGUCGAGAUGUUUUGUAUGUUG